Schizophyllum commune H4-8 is the source of this 1445-nucleotide messenger RNA. Its product is annotated as ketopantoate hydroxymethyltransferase. Gene Ontology annotation, biological process: pantothenate biosynthetic process. Gene Ontology annotation, cellular component: mitochondrion. Bases 306 to 1283 code for a protein of 325 amino acids. The transcript has 3 exons. The record is from RefSeq and is a predicted model, not a curated record. Gene Ontology annotation, molecular function: magnesium ion binding; 3-methyl-2-oxobutanoate hydroxymethyltransferase activity. NCBI's taxonomy places the organism in Eukaryota, Fungi, Basidiomycota, Agaricomycetes, Agaricales, Schizophyllaceae.
UCGCCUGGUACACAACCCGAAGCGCCCUUAUCCGGGUUCGAGGCACCCCCGAGUGCAACGGAUGCACGCCCUGGGGGCCAAGGGGCGCCGUGCCGCUUAUGCCUCCCGGCUCAUGUUGCCGGAGAUGACAAGAUGAUCCCAUUUUGACCUGUCGUUUUAUUCUGCGAUGAUCAUCAAGACGCCUCGCUACGUGCUCUGCCUUCUAGCGCGUGCUGCCUAUCCUUUAUAAAUCUGCGCCUACAAGCCCUCGCCAAGGUCUUAUCGACUGCAUCUCCUUUCCCCCCUUCCCUCCUUCCUGUACCAUAAUGCUCAGCGUCUGCGCCUACAAUGCUACACGACUUCCCCUUCGCGCGGGGAGGGGAACUGCUGCUAUUCAGUGGCGCCGAUGGAUGAGCGUGCGCCCUGAAGUGCGCGAGACGACUGAAGCUGCACGACCAAAGGUCACUGUCGCCGAUCUGCAGAAGAUGCACAAGAACCGCGAGCCAAUUGCUAUGCUCACUGCUUACGACUACCCUACCGCGAAAGCCGCCUCCGCCAAUCCCAACACCGACAUCAUCCUCGUCGGCGACUCGCUCGCGCAGGUCUGCCUCGGCUACGACUCCACCUCGCAGCUCACGCUCGACGAGAUGAUCCACCACGCGCGCGCUGUCUCGCGGGGGGCGACCCAUCCCUUCAUCGUCGCCGACAUGCCCUUUGGCUCCUUCGGCGUCUCCACCGAAGAGACGCUCCGGAACGCCGUCCGCCUCACGCAGGCCAGCAAGGCGGACGCCAUCAAGAUGGAGGGCGGCGCCGAGCUCGCGGACGCCGUCAGGCGCCUCGCGCACAUCGGGAUCCCCGUCAUGGGCCACAUCGGGCUCAUGCCGCAGCGGUUCAUGCUCUCGGGCUUCAGGGUGCAGGGCCGCACGGCGGCAGGCGCGCAGCGCGUGCUGCGCGACGCGCUCGCCUUGCAGCAGGCGGGCGCCUUCGCGCUCGUGCUCGAGGCGAUCCCGCGCAACCUGGGCGCGUAUCUGACCAACCGGCUCCGCAUCCCCACCAUCGGUGUGGGCGCGGGCAACCAGACGAGCGGGCAGGCUCUAGUGUGGGACGACAUCAUGGGGACGUGGUCUGGGCAUAAGGCGAGGUUUGCGCGCAGGUUUGCAGAUUGCCAAAGCGAGCGGGACGCGGGCGUCCAAAAGUACACGGAGGCCGUGAAGGCGCGGUCGUUCCCCAGCAUCGAGGAGAGCUACCCAGACGUUCCUGAGGAGGAGUGGGCGAAGUUCUUGCAGGUGGCGGAGGCCCAAUGAGGUGCGGAGGCUCAAUGAGGACAGAGGCCCAAUCAGGGCGGGGUCCCGAUAAUCUGUUGUACGAUCUACCUGUUGUUUGUUUGUCGCUUGCACUGCUGUGUGUAUGAAAUGUACCAUGCUGUAGAGUCUCGUUUCGUACGCCCUGCUGUGGGAUUUCGCUUC